CAAAUAUAUAGUGUACACAGUUAAGUCCGAUCGACAGUUCGUUCGGUGAUGAUACGGAAAUGGCGAAAUUUGGUUCUUUUCUGCAACUGCUUGCUCGGAUAUGGUUUGUAUUUCAACGUUGACAUCUUGAGUGCUUUACAGAAGGAUCUUCAAGGAGCAGACACGGGAAGCUGUCAGAAUGUCACUUCCAAUACGACGUGCUGCUCAGAAUGUGUGGGACUCGGUCCUGACCGAUAUAAUCAGCUUUACGCCGCCUACGCCUGGAUGACUGCAGCUACGGUGAUACCAGGAGGAUACUUCGUCGACAGAGUCGGAAACCGCGUUUCUGCUAUCAUGUCAACAUGCGUUGCUUGGUUAGGAACAUCGUUGUUUGCCUUAACUGUUACCGGGCAUAUCAGGGGAUCCUCUGUCAUGUUCCCUCUGAUGUUCUGCAGUCGUCUGCUUCUCGGAGCGGGAACAGGAACGGCCUUGAUUGUUCAAGACCGUAUCCUUGGGACGUGGUUUGCUGAUAACCUUUCCAUAGUUUUCAGCAUCAAUGUAGUAGCUUUACGCCUAGGGAAUGUCUCCAAUUUCCUCCUCACCGCCAACAUCGCUAACUGGAUUGGUUUCACUUGGGCGCUUUGGGUCGGUGCAGCCCUGUGUAGUACAGCCGUUUUAAGUGCAGUAUUUUUGUCGGUGCUUGAAUUAUAUGGAAAAAAGAAUUCAGAUAAAAAGUUAACUUCUAUCCCUGAUCUGUCUGAGGAGCCUGUAACGCUUAGCAGACAAAUAAAGAACAUCCGCCUCCUACCAAAAACAUAUUGGCUCCUGUGUGUGACAGCGGUAUGUUACUAUUCCGCCUAUCUGCCCGUGAUCAGCAAUGGCAGCAAAUACAUCCAAGACAGAUAUGGGUAUUCUAAAACUACGGCAGCCUAUUAUGUGGGAGCUGUCUAUGAUGUGUCCAUCAUCAUCCCACCGUUCCUAGGACUGUUGCUGAAAAAGUUUCGAUGUACUGGCCUACUUUUGAGCUGUUCCGCCAUAUUGACAGCACCAGUGUAUUUGUUAUUGUCGUACUGUUCGAGUAUUCACCCUCUAGUGCUGACAAUAUACCUUGGAAUUACCUACACCACUUUUGCUGUGUGUGUAUGGCCUUGUUUCGCUAUGUUGGUACAACCUGAUACCUUUGGUACGGCUGCUGGGAUAGCUAUAUUUAUGCAAAGUGGAGGAGUUGGAAUGACAAACUUGGCCGUAGGGAAAAUCAUGGGAACUACCGAAAGUUCUGACACAAUAGAGCUCUUAUCUAAGUACCGAAUCGUGUUCUGGGUACUGUUCACGCUGUCUGUUCUGUCGGCUGUAUUCAGCGUUGCAACCAAUAUGGCGGACAGUCGGCAGAACAAACUGAAUUCUAUAUUUAUGAAAGACCCAGUACCAAUUGAAAUCAACGACGAGACGUCUUCCCUGUUACCACACCCCAGGACAGAGUCUAGAACUGUGUCAACAUGAUGUAAUCAACCUGAUAUCAUAAUUUUAUCUUUUUAAAGUCUUAAUACGUUUUGCGUGUCGAUGUAGGUAAGCCAUAGAUUAAUUCAGCGUCAAAUAUCCUCAGGAUUUCACUUGCAUUGUUUGCGUGUGAAUUCUUUGAAACAAUAUAUUUUGUUAACAAAUCGCUCUCCAUAUGAGGCAGCUGGGAAAUCAAACUGACAAUAUGGAUAUGACCUUGAACCUGUAGCAUGUUUGUAAGAUCCUGACGAAAACCAGGGGCUGAACAAUUUAAUCAAAGAAUUUUAAUGUUAUGUGAAAUAUGCGUGAAAUCCUUGAAGGAGUGAAUAAGUGAUCACAACAUAUAGAAUACAAUUCCUUUGAUCAUCAUCUCAUCGAGACUGGAACUUUUUUAUUCACAUAUGUGACAUUUAUUAACAUUCAUGGGAGUAUAAUAAAUCAUCGUGUCUGCUUCAUUAAACUAAUUAUUUUUUGGUAAAACAAUGUUACCUUUCUUUGUUCCGAAUAUACUCAUGUCAGUAAGGGAUAGGUGCGUUCAUGAAAACUCUUCAUAUAACUUGAGCAUGCUUCCUUUUAAACAGCUUAAACCGGUUGUGGAUAGUUCAAUAAUUUCAAUGAAUGAAAACAUAGCUAAAUGUAGUUAAAUUUUAGGCAUUUUGUGACAUAAGGGUACUCCUUUAACAGAUCCCCUUGUUCAUAACGUCGCUUACAAUCAUUCAGUGAACUAUUACAUUAAUAAUAACCUGAUAUUGAAGGCAAAACUGUGCCAUUCAAUAAGUGUACAAAUUAUUGUCAUAUUUUCCCAACCAAACGUUUCUUUUGAAAAUAUUGUUGUAUUUAAUGAAGAGGUCAUAAAAAGUACAACAUGUAGCAAUAAACGCGUGCAUUAUUGAAAACAAACAAAAAUACAGAAAGGUCUCAAGACUUGGUGGAGAUAGCGUCAUUAUACGUCAUCAGCUAGGCCAAAUAAUAAAUUGUAAUACUCAAUACACUUAAACCUCUGUCUAAUGCCCAUAUAUUCUUUUGCCAUCCCGCUUACCGCCAUCAUAUUUAAAGGACAUUUUGUUUUUUCUUUUCUUAAGUUUUCCUUUAUAAUGUUCCUUCAAUGAAUGGCCAAACCCCCUUUAUAAAGCCAACACUGUUCUGGAUAAAAAGUGGCAGUAUCAUGAGAUUUUACUGCAUAUGACUUUAACAACAAACAAACAAAAAAUUGCAUCAUUUUAUGAUUUAUUGUUUUUAAAAUAUAUGAUAUUCAAAUAAUUUAGACAACAGCAGUUUCUAAGUAGUUAUAUAUAAACCACUACAAUUUACUGGUAAAUAUUCGUCGCAGUUAACCUUUGACGUUUUAGCCUUUGUAAUGAGGGAUUUUGUCAGCUCAUGAUGCAUAGUAACUUCGUUGCCAAUGGUGAAAUUAACACCGGAAAAAUAUGUUUUACCGGUUAAAAACAGGUAUUGCACUGGAAGAAUAUUUUGCUAAAUUAAAUGAAUACGCCUUGUAAAUUAUUUACAGACCAAAUAACUCUUUUUUAAUCAAAUAUCAUGAAAAUUGUAUGAGGGAGAGAGUCUCGUCCUUUUUCUGAUACAUACAGAUAUUAAAAAGUUAUUUUUCUGUUAAAUAUGUCAUUUCCUUUUGAUUCUCGAAUAUCCAAAGAGUGAAUAUUUAUAUGAAAAAAGUAAAUCACAAGCAAUAUCUUUCUUUCGAUUAUAACUUUUUGCUAAAGAAAAUGGGAAAGCAAAUCUAAGUCAGUAAAAUGCUGAACAAAUUAGAACUCUUCUUCGUUUUAGGUACAACACAAGACCAUGGGACUCUCUCCUUUAAUUAUAUAGUUUUGGACAGGUAAAUCAUCGAAUCUCGUACAGCCAUCAUGCAUUCAGAUAUCUAAUUAAUUAAAGUGUACAGAAUCAAUUCUACUUUCUGUAAAUAUACAUAUAAGUGUAUAUGCUUCUAUGAUUAAGGACAUAUGCAACUUUAAACAUUCUAUCAUAAUUUGUGUUUCAGUAAUAUAUAUUACCAAACAUUCAGUCUGUAUCAAUAGUUCAGAAUUGCCUGAAUAUAUUAUUAGGUACCAGUCAAAUAUGCCACCAAUGAAUAAGUCAAAAAUCUCAAUUAAAAUCUCCGAACAUAUGUUUUAGUUUUUUUAUUGUAUAUUUUUAUGUGAAACUCUCCUGGAAAUAGUAUGCAUGUCAUAGUAUAAGUGUGGUAACAUAUGUCUUUAAAACAAAUUAUAUAUCAGAUAGUAUAUCAGACGCAAGUCAUUGGUGUAUUUAAGUUGCAAGUAUAUGCAUACAUAUAACUUUACGUUAUAAUUUUGGCAUUAUUAUGACGAUUCGAUUGAUUAAAAAAACAAAAUACAUUGUUAUACAUGUAAGAACAUACUUGUAUACGUAUUGUUUAACUAUUCGUUGUGCAUACUCAAGGUGUACCGGUAUAGGCUUAACAAAUCAACACAUGUAACAACAUUACAGUCAAACCUCGGUAUGGAGUCCCUCGUUUUAUUCACCACCUUGUUUACCGCCAACAUAUUCCAAUGUCCACUUUUUCCUGUUGUCCUAUGAAUUCCUUUAUACAUUUCCUUCAAUUUAUCGUCUAAACCCUUUAUAAAGCACAUUUUUCUCAGGACAAAUGGAGACAGUAUAACGAGGUUUUACUGUAUGUAUCCUUCAAGGCUGAUAACAUGAACUUAAUUCAUUACACAAAACUCAUAAUAUAGGCACAAUGGAUAAAUAUUUCUAUAAAAUCAUUACAAAGGAAAUAUUUUAAUAUAUCUAAAAACAUCUAGCACAUAAGACAUAUAUAAUAAUACAUAGAUACAUAUUUAUCCAAUGUAAUACACUGCAUCGCUCAAAACAGCAUCCUGGCAAUUGUUUUCAUGUUUAUUUAUACUUCGGAAUUUGCCGGGACGACUUGUACGAUCAAUAUUGCUAUUGUCAAACAGGUCGGCAUACUAGCCAGAUUUAUGCUACUAGAGCUGGUCCUAAAUCAAGUCAGAUUGUUAAUAUUUCAACAGGACUCCUGAUGAAGGUAAUCAUAAUGCCCCCAUAGGUAUAAUUGGGAUCACGGCGUAUUGUCCGUUUAUAUAAUUACAUAAACAUUGAUUAUUUGUGUUAGCGUGCUAGCGAGAUACACAUACAUUAUACAGCAUGGCAGACAAUGUAGUGAUUGAUUCGAGGAUCUUGCAGAGUUCAUCUCUCCAUUUCCAAUACAUUUUUCUGCUCGAUAGAUUCCACUAUAUUUCACUACUGGAUUUGAUAUAAAGCAAGUUAGUGGUAUUUUAUUCCAUAUCUAAAAUGGCAUACUACCAGUAAACUUAAGUUCAAAAGAUCAAUAACGAAAUGAAAAUAAAUGUACAUUUUCUGCGAACCUUUUUUUUAAGUAGAUAGCAUACCGAUACCUUAGCCAAACAACAUAUGUAUAUACCCCAUCCAUUAUUGAUGUGGUUCUGUCGAUUAACCUUAAUCUAACAUGCAGUAAUUGCAAUCUGUAUCUACCGCACACGCAGAAGACAUGCCCAGUAUCCACCAAUAUAGAUUGGAUGGCCCUAGUUACGUAAACAACCAACCAAGACAAACGUUGAUGAUUAACCAUUUUUGAUUCACAGCAAUCAGAAAAUCACGAUUACAAUUCUUCAAAUAACAAAAUAAGCAGAAUCCAAUCUUUGAAUACAUACCAACACUGUGCCAUGUCAGGAAACAAACUGGCGCAGAGCUAGUUAUACUCGGGUAGAUACGAGAGAUUUUACUUUAUCUGAUUCACAAAUAUGUAAAAUGUAAUUUAAUGGAAUAUUGAUUAAUCUGAAACACUUGUAAUAUUACUUGUGUGUUAGUCGCUGUAUACAUUUGUAUGUAUAUUGCACAAUGGAAUCGGCGUUAUUGUUCAUAACGUACACGAAAGCCUGUAAAGGGAGCAUUUCUUUCGGAAGACGGCAUCAGUCUUAAUUCAUACAAAUGUUACAUAAAUAAAGACCUCAUAUUAGUCUAAGUUGUAUUUUACUUGUCCUCCAGAAAUUAUCAAUCAUUUGCACGUCACAGUUCGUAACUUUUGGGUGUUUAAAUACGUUCUGCGAUAUAAAUUUAUGACCAAAGAUAUUUCAAAAAACUACCGUCUUUAAUUUAGUCAUUCAAUUCAAUUUUCUUAGGCCUCCUCUGUGUUUAAAUACAUCGCAUAUAACUACUCACAGAGACAUUACCUGAUAGUCUUAGAUUGUAAAUACAAUCUUAAAAAUAAAAAAACAUUUCGUUGGGAAGCAUCGAUUGUAUAAACAUGUAUAUACAUGUAGCACAGCCAGUGAAAGUUACGAUGGCUUGUACUUCAUGUUC
Mizuhopecten yessoensis (Yesso scallop) is the source of this 5793-nucleotide messenger RNA. RefSeq names its product major facilitator superfamily domain-containing protein 1-like. Lineage: Eukaryota; Metazoa; Mollusca; Bivalvia; Pectinida; Pectinidae. The coding region runs from base 49 to 1479 and encodes 476 amino acids. The transcript is spliced from 13 exons. The record is from RefSeq and is a predicted model, not a curated record. Gene Ontology annotation, molecular function: transmembrane transporter activity. Gene Ontology annotation, biological process: transmembrane transport.